This is a messenger RNA of Sodiomyces alkalinus F11, 2940 nucleotides long. Its product is annotated as pre-mRNA-splicing factor ATP-dependent RNA helicase PRP43. Gene Ontology annotation, cellular component: intracellular anatomical structure; spliceosomal complex. Lineage: Eukaryota; Fungi; Ascomycota; Sordariomycetes; Glomerellales; Plectosphaerellaceae. Bases 166 to 2475 code for a protein of 769 amino acids. Gene Ontology annotation, molecular function: RNA binding; ATP binding; RNA helicase activity. The record is from RefSeq and is a predicted model, not a curated record. The transcript has 2 exons.
GGAAGGUGUCUCGUCCUCGCUGCCAUUCCCUCCUGCCAUCCGAAACGUCGGAAUUCCUGUCGGGUCUGUUUUUCGUGGUGUGUACGAGGGCCGUCAUCCCUGUAUCACAUUUGUUUUCGUUCCAUUUUUGCUUCGAACAGAGACUCCUCUUGUCUUGACCGCACCAUGGCCGACAACCACAACGGCGAUCGAUCCAUCAAGCGCCAAAGCUCCGACGACGGCGAACCUUACUCCCGAAAAAAGAAGUCAAAAAUGGACAGCCUCAAUGGCGACGGCAAGGCCAAUCCUUACCUCGCCCACAUGUAUGAAACCGAUACCAACGGACACAGCGAGCAAGAUCCUUUCGUAAACUUUCGCACCAGAAACACCACCGCCAAGGAGGCCGAGGCUGUGGAGGACCUCGACGUCAAUGCUUUCACCGGCAAGCCCCAUUCGUCGCGCUACUUCGACAUUCUCCGCGUGAGGAGGGAUCUUCCUGUCCACAAGCAGAGACAAGAAUUCCUCAACAAGUACCACUCUAGCCAGAUCCUCGUCUUCGUGGGAGAGACGGGUUCUGGCAAGACCACCCAAAUUCCCCAGUAUGUCCUCUUUGACGAGGUGCCCCAUCGCUCCGGAAAGAUGGUCGCCUGCACACAGCCUCGUCGAGUCGCCGCCAUGUCCGUCGCCCAGCGUGUCGCCGACGAGCUCGACGUGACCUUGGGCGAGGAGGUCGGUUACAGCAUCCGGUUCGAGGACAUGACGAGCCCCAACACUCUCCUCAAGUACAUGACCGACGGUAUGCUUCUACGUGAGGCCAUGCACGACCACGAAAUGUCUCGCUACAGCUGUAUUAUCCUCGACGAAGCCCACGAGAGAACCCUCGCUACCGAUAUCCUGAUGGCCCUUCUGAAGACCAUCGCGGCCCGUCGCCCGGACCUGAAGAUCAUCGUCAUGUCUGCUACCCUCGACGCCCAGAAAUUCCAGCGCUAUUUCAACGAUGCGCCUCUCCUGGCUGUUCCCGGCCGUACUUACCCGGUCGAGAUUUUCUAUACCCCCGAGCCGGAAAAGGAUUACGUCGAGGCGGCCAUCCGUACUGUCCUGCAGGUCCACGCGUCAGAGCCGGAGGGCGAUAUUCUUGUGUUCCUUACGGGCGAGGAAGAGAUCGAGGAUGCUUGUCGCAAGAUCAGUCUCGAGGUCGACGAGAUGGUUCGCGAGAUUGAUGCGGGACCUCUCGCCGUCUACCCUCUCUACGGCACGCUGCCUCCCCACCAGCAACAGAAAAUUUUCGACAAGGCACCUGCGCCCUUCAAGAAAGGAGGGACCCCUGGGCGCAAGUGUAUUGUUGCCACUAACAUUGCCGAGACCUCUCUGACCAUCGACGGUAUCGUCUACGUCGUCGACCCAGGCUUCAGCAAGCAAAAGAUCUAUAACCCUCGGGUUCGUGUUGAGUCGCUCCUGGUGUCCCCCAUCUCCAAGGCCUCGGCACAGCAGCGUGCCGGUCGUGCCGGUCGAACCAAGCCUGGCAAGUGCUUUCGACUCUACACCGAAAAUGCCUUCAAAAAGGAGCUCAUUGAGCAAACACACCCGGAAAUCCUGCGCUCUAAUCUGGCGAAUACGGUGCUCGAGCUAAAGAAGCUCGGCGUGGAGGACCUGGUCCAUUUCGACCUGAUGGAUCCGCCAGCGCCCGAGACGAUGAUGCGGGCGCUUGAAGAGCUCAACUACUUGGCGUGUCUGGACGACGAGGGCGAGCUGACAACUCUCGGGGGCCUUGCUUCCGAAUUCCCGCUCGACCCGGCCCUGGCCGUAAUGCUCAUCUCCUCGCCAGAGUUCUACUGUUCGAACGAAAUCCUGUCAAUUACGGCAUUGCUCUCGGUACCGCAGAUAUGGGUACGUCCCGCUAGUAGCCGCCGGCGCGCGGACGAAAUGAAGGCGCACUUCGCGCAUGUGGAGGGCGACCACCUCACUUUGCUCAACGCAUACCACGCGUUCAAGGGUCAGAUGAACGCCAAUGCCGACGUCAAACGCUGGUGUCACGAGCAUUUCCUAUCCUAUCGGCAUCUCUCCAGCGCAGACAAUGUGCGGGCGCAGCUUAAGCGCAUCAUGGAGACCCACGAAUUGAAACUGAUAUCGACGCCCUUCGAGGAUAAGAACUACUACACCAACAUCCGCCGUUCCCUCCUCGCCGGCUUCUUCAUGCAAGUCGCCUUCCGUGAAAGCUCCGGGAAGGUCUACCGCACGAUCAAGGACGAUCAGGCCGUCAUGCUGCACCCGUCCACUGUGCUCAAGACUGACUACGAAUGGGUCGUCUACAACGAGUUUGUGCUCACCUCGAAGCAAUAUAUCCGCACAUGUACCGGCGUCAGGCCCGAAUGGCUUUUGGACAUUGCACCCAUAUACUACGACCUCGAUACCUUUGGAAAGGGAGAGGCGAGGACGGCUUUGAUGCGUGCCGCGGAGAAGAAACGGCGGAAGGAGGCAAUCAAAAAGGGUCGGUGAGGCAUCUAUCUCUCAUAGGGACGGAACGAUCAAUGAGACGGGGGCACAGGAUGAGCAGCAGACUCUGUACGUCGUGAUUUAUGGUUGGGCGUAUUCGGUAUCUGGUUUGAUAAGUCCGACUGGAGUUGUUUUGUCUUUCAUCCAGUCUUGGAGAUUUCUUGGGGCCACCUCUAUAGACAACAGGCGGUGGCAAGUUAGCGACCCGCAGGGCCCAGGACGUAGCAAAAUAUAGAAGAGACGGGUUUGAGAUCUGGAAGCAGGGGAGAGAGCCGAUGUUAUCUAGAUAAAUGGGAUGUUGUCCAACAUGGAUGGCAGCAGGGCGUAACAUCUAGCUGGUCAUUAACGACCGAUACGCCCCACUCCAGUCAACGUUGGAUGUGCUAUACUGCACGAGAAAAUGGCAGCAAAUUCCUCCAUUCAACUCACACUGGUCGCCAGGUGGAGUUUCUCGGCUUUUUAUUAUCG